Leptosia nina is the source of this 2907-nucleotide messenger RNA. The record is from the annotation of a GenBank genome assembly. NCBI's taxonomy places the organism in Eukaryota, Metazoa, Arthropoda, Insecta, Lepidoptera, Pieridae.
AUGGAGGUCACUGACGAAAAUCUCGCAACCUUGGCUAAUUACUUACAACAAACGCUGAAUCCCGACCCUAACAUAAGAAGGCCGGCUGAAAAGUUCCUUGAAGGUGUAGAGGUUAAUAGGAACUAUGCAAUUCUACUGCUGCAUCUGAUCGACAAAGAUUCUGCUGACAUGACAAUUCGUAUUGCAGCCGCCAUCACUUUUAAGAAUUAUAUCAAAAGAAACUGGCCUGUGGAGGAAGAUGGACAAGACCGCAUACAUGAAGCAGAUAGGGCAACUAUCAAAACCCUUAUUGUAUCUUUAAUGUUAAAAUCACCAGAAGCAAUUCAGAGACAAUUCAGUGAUGCCGUCUCUAUUAUUGGCAAAUCUGACUUCCCUGAAAAGUGGCCAGGUUUAAUAACAGAGAUGGUAGAGAAAUUUGGAACAGGUGAUUUCCAUGUGAUUAAUGGAGUUCUACGCACAGCACAUUCCCUCUUUAAACGGUACAGAUAUGAAUUCAAAUCGCAGAAAUUGUGGGAGGAGAUUAAACAUGUAUUGGAAAAUUUUGCAAAACCCCUCACAGACUUAUUUGUAGCCACUAUUGAUCUUACGACGAAACACGCGGACAAUCCACAAGCUUUGAAGAUAAUCUACAGUUCACUAGUGCUCAUUUGUAAAGUUUUCUACUCACUUAAUUAUCAAGAUUUGCCCGAGUUUUUCGAAGACAACAUGCCAAUAUGGAUGCCAAACUUGUUGAAUUUGCUGCAAAUCAAAGUGCCAUGUUUGGAAACUAGUGAUGAUGAAGACAAACCCGGAGUAAUGGAACAAUUGCGUACUGAAGUUUGCGAAUGCGCUGCGUUAUACGCCCUUAAGUAUGAAGAGGAAUUCGGUCCAUACGCACCCGGUUUCGUCACAGCUGUGUGGAAUGUACUAUUGUCUACUGGACCACAGACUAAAUAUGAUGCUUUGGUAUCAAACGCUUUAACAUUCUUAGCGAAAGUUGCCGAGAAAAACGCGUAUAAAAGCCUAUUCGAAGACCCGGCCACGUUGAGCAGUAUUUGUGAGAAAGUCGUCAUACCUAAUAUGGAGUUCAGAGAGUCCGAUAUGGAAUUGUUCGAAGAUAACCCUGAGGAAUAUGUAAGAAGGGAUAUAGAGGGUUCAGACGUGGACACCAGACGUCGCGCUGCUUGCGACUUAGUUCGAACUCUCGCUGUGCACUACGAACAGAAGAUAAUGAGCAUAUUUGGGCAAUAUGUUGAGGUUAUGCUUAAAAAAUAUGAGGAGAGCGGCAACACGGCAUGGCGUGGCAAAGAUACGGCGUUGUUCCUGGUGACGUCAUUGGCUUCCCGUGGAAGCACCCAAGCCGCGGGAGUUACUCGCGCUUCGCCCCUCGUCGACCUCGCGCAGUUCGCGCAGACGCACGUCAUACCUGAAUUGAGCAAAGCCAACGUUAACGAGAUGCCAGUGUUAAAGGCAGAUGCCCUCAAAUAUAUUAUGACUUUCCGGACACUUCUCCCCAACGAAUUAUUGAUAACAACAUUCCCGAUGUUGGUGCAACAUGUAAAUGGCCGCGGUGUAGUCUGUACAUAUGGCGCGUGCGCAGUCGAAAAGUUAAUACUCGGUGGCAUGGUACCGCGGCAAGUGAUCGAACCCCAUGCCCCAGCUUUACUCAGCGCACUAUUCACAGCCCUCGGGAACACCACCGAUCCUACAGAACACAACGAAUAUGUAAUGAAAGCUAUACUUAGAACCUUGUCCUGUCUCCGCGAGUCCGCUCUGAGUUAUUUGGGAGAGGCGCUGCCCAAACUGGCCAGUUUGCUCGCUGUCGUCACUAAGAAUCCUUGCAAGCCACACUUCAACCACUACUUGUUUGAAACCUUGUCGUUAUCGAUUUCGCUGGUUGUGAAAUCGAAUCCGAGAGCGAUAACUGCCUUCGAAGAUGCAUUGUUUCCGAUAUUCCAAGAAGUGUUGCAGAAUGAUGUUCAAGAAUUCAUGCCCUACGUAUUUCAAAUGCUGUCCCUCCUCCUGGAGUUACGCGGACCAGAGCAGGCCGGUGGUGACGGCGAGGCAUACGCGGCGUUACUGCCGUGUCUGGUAGCGCCACCGCUGUGGGAGCGAGCAGCAAAUAUUAGGCCGCUCGUGAGAUUAUUAUGUGCAUUUAUUGCUACAAGGGAGGAACUCGUUAGAUCUUCUGGAAAACUGACGGCGAUGCUGGGCGUAUUCCAGAAGCUAAUAGCAUCGAAAACCAACGACCACGAAGGAUUCUAUCUUGUACAAUCUAUGCUCUACAAAUUUGGAACCACAGACAUGCAGCCAUACACCAAGCAAGUGAUGACGCUACUCUUCCAAAGACUUUCGUCGUCAAAGACGACGAAGUACGUGCGAGGUCUGAUAGCGUUCCUAGGAUUCUACGCGGCCUGCUUUGGUGCUGAUCCACUGGUGGAUCUCAUCGACUCUAUACAACCGGGCUUGUUCAAAAUGUAUGUGCAACGAGUGCUGAUACCAGACCUCCAGAAGGUCAGCGGCAGUUUAGAGAGGAAAGCAGCUGCUGUCGGCUGUGUCAAAUUGUUAUGCUCUUGCGCACACUUCCGGGAGGGUUCGCUCGGAGAUCAGUGGGUCGGAGUUUGUCAGGCAUUGAUUUCUCUCUUCGAGUUGCCGGUAGACGAGUCGAGCUUACCGGACGACCACUUCAUCGAGGUGGACGACACGCCUGGAUAUCAGGCGCAGUACGCGCAGCUAGCGUGCGCUAAGUCGCAACACGCUGACCCACUUGCGGGAAUAGACGACCCGAAGAAACACUUAGUAGAGAGUUUAUUGGCUGUGUCGCAGGCGCAUCCCGGCUUCCUCCCGCCACGCGUCGCAGCGCUAGAUCAACCACACAAACAGGCUCUACAGAUGUACCUAGCUGCCUUCAAUGUGCAAAUCUGCUGA